UUGUGCGCGUGUGUGCCCGCCCAUUUCAAUGUGUAACUCCCACAUUUACUCCCACAAAUCGCCUUGACUUGCAUUUACACAUAAAAGUGUUUCAUUCUGCAUCAUGAAAAUCUGAUCAUAUGUAGUUUAGAAGUCUGUGAUUUGGGGUUGGAGCAGGGCUGGGAUGGCCUCUAAACUAUUAGACAGAUUUCGUCGUACGUUAUUUAAGGAAGGAGAGCUUCCUUCUGAGGCGGACAGAAAGGACGACUUUCCAGAAAGUUCAGAGCUUGAGGACGACACAGACUGCAUCUCGACCAGGCUCAGCGGUACCCUGUGCUUUGAGGGCGAUGCGGUUCUUGAAUCUGAGGAUGCUGGCGAUGGAUCAGGACCGGACAGCGAUUCAGACUUUUUCGGGGAAUCUCUGGAUAAUGCCUGUAGCAGCACAGAUGCAAGCCCCAUGGGUCCUUCCCUAAAAGGCUCAAAUAUAAUUACCAGACAACUACAAGAAAACUGGCGAGCCUCAAGAACUCGCAUAAUUCCCGAAAAACUCCUUUUUGAAGUGACUGACGCAAGUGUUGUCCAUGACACAAAUUCCAAGUAUGUGCUCUACACUCUUCACGUCAUCCAUUCUGGCAUGUUCGACAAAACUCCCGCUGUCAUCACGCGCCGCUACUCCGACUUCGAACGACUUCACAGCCGCCUACGUCGCCGUCACGGGGACGAGAUGGACGGCGUUUACUUUCCCCGCAAGAAGCUGCGCAAAAACUUUGUCGCCGAGACCAUAGCCAAGCGCAGCCGGGCGUUUGAGCAAUACUUGUCCCACCUUCGCUCCCUUCCCGAAAUACGCUCCACGCCCACUUUUCUGGAGUUCUUCUAUCUGGGUGAUCUGCGCGCAGGCCAGAUGUUGAUGCGAGUGGGACGUUACCAAGAAGCCCUGGGUUCGCUUCUCAACGCUCUAAGACUCCAGGAGAAGUUAGGAUGUCAUCAACUCCUGCAGCAAAACCAUUUCCAGAGGGUUCAUUGGUUCUUUACGCUCUCCGCCUUGGUCAUCUGCUUCCAGGAAGCUGAACAACUUAAUGAGGCUCAGGAACAUUGUGACCGAGCCCUGCAGGAUCUAGCGCCCUCCCCGGAGGCCUUGCAGCAACACCAGUUGCAUCCUCUGCUCAUCCCUCUUCUCCAGUCCAACGUUAGGCUGUCGUGGAAGAUCUCCAAGGACAAGAGGCGCUGGGAGGCUCUACUGCAGGAGAUCCAGGACCAGGGGAUUGAUGUUGGGAAUCAACCCAACCUUAAGGAAUAUUUGAUUAAUGAAAUCAUUGAGGACAGUGAGGGGGCAGGUAGGGCUAAAUCCAAAAGUGAAGAUGCCUCAUAAGCAGCAGUUAGGUGUAGGAUGUUAGGGAUUAUUAACGGGAAGUUUAGGAGUGUUUAAGGGAGGUUUUGAAAGCAAUAUGUGUGAAAGUGUGCUAAGGAAUUCUGUGAAAAUAUGUAAUGCACAAGUCACCGAGAACAAUCGCUUUGAAGCAGGCACAACUUUCAUGAGCACAUUUCAAUCGCUGUAGUACUUUUAUUUUUAACAUUUUUAGGAGGAUUUUGUUGAAUAUUUGAACCACUAGGAUGCAGUUGCAUAUGUUUUAUUUUAGCCUUUAACUACAAUGAUAGCACUAAAACCUGCCAUAUUUUUGACACCACUAAUAUUCAUUGCUUUAGAUGCACAUAUUUGAAACCCAUCCAGUUAGGGAUGUCGGAUGGGCUUCUAAAAUACAUUUGUUUACAUUAAGCUGCUUUACUAACUAUCAAUUAAGUGAAGGAAAUGAAUCUUGCCUUAAAGGAAAUAACCAUUGCAUGAAUUCUAGAUCACAGCUGCACAUUAAAGCAAUGUAUACAUGCAGUAUAUAACACUAGACUUGCAUUUCCUUAAAACAGAUUUUUAUAAUGCAGAAUAUCCCUGGAUGACCCAUAUAUAUGUAAUUUGACCUUAUUGAAUUUGAUAUUUUAGAAAGCUAUAUGAAUCCAUCAGUUUUUAAUGCAUAAGUCUAAAUAAUAAUUUGUAUAGCACCUAAAGCAUGGCACACAACUGAUUCACUUACUAGAUUUUAACUUGAACAUAUUUAUGCAUUUAUUUAUUGUUGUUAAAUAGAAGAGAUGAAUCAUUAAAGUUACUUCAAUCAUCCAAGGUAUAUACAUUGGCAUUAUACCCAUUUUUAACAAAUCGCCGCAUUCACUGCUUUUAGUAAUUGCAGGGUUUUUUAAGCUUUGGUGUACUGAAAUUUUGAAUUGAUAUCACACUAGGUCAACAUACUUUUCACAGAUAUAGUAUUUUGCACUGCACUUUGCUAAUGGGAAAAUGUCAUUUGUUUAACGUUUUGCUCUCCUUUCAAUUCUUCGGAUUAAAGUGCAGAGACAAGCAGCAUGUCUGGAGAGUACUGUGCGGUCUACUUUAUUAAUUGUUAAAUAAGGAGAGCCGAGUAAUGGUGAAUGUCCUUUAAUAACUACAUGUACAGUUGAGCAUAUAUUUUAUUAUACUAUAUUAAUAAAUGCAAUUCUUUGAAAAGGG
Misgurnus anguillicaudatus (oriental weatherfish) is the source of this 2530-nucleotide messenger RNA. It is a transcript of the gene snx21, whose product is annotated as sorting nexin family member 21. Gene Ontology annotation, biological process: protein transport. NCBI's taxonomy places the organism in Eukaryota, Metazoa, Chordata, Actinopteri, Cypriniformes, Cobitidae. Gene Ontology annotation, molecular function: phosphatidylinositol phosphate binding; protein binding. Gene Ontology annotation, cellular component: early endosome membrane. The record is from RefSeq and is a predicted model, not a curated record.